GACGCUUGUUUACACAACAAAACUCCCUCCGAGGCGCUGCUGACAGAAUUUAAUCGACAUCCCCAAAACAAUGGCAGCGAUAAGCCCAAAGAAACGCAACAGUAUAUUUGAUGAUUCUGAUGACUCUGAUGGAGAACAAGAGAGUACAAAGGACACACAACCAGAGUUACCUCGGAAGGUGAACAAAACGACCAAAGAGGAAAAUGCACGGAGUAAAAAAGUGGAAGGAAGGAAGGAGACUGACAAAGCACGAAAGAAAUCCACUCCGGAAAAAGGAGAGGAGAAAGACAAAGUGCGAACGAAAUCCACUCCGGAAAAAGGAAAGGAGAAAAGCAAAGUACAAACAAAAUCCAGUCCGGAAAAAGAGGCAAAUGCAGAGGAGUCUCCUUCUACUAAAGAGGAAAAUGAGGUUGCCGAGGGAAAGGAGGUGACGCUGACCCCGGCACAAAUGGCCCUGAUCGAGAAGAAGCGACAGCAGGCUCUUUUGAUUCGAAGGGAGAAGAUGAACAGAAGCAAUCCUUACUUGAAAGCUGAAGAGAAGAAGGACAAUGUAAAGGUGAUACGCGUGCAAGAUACCAAGUUAAUUGACACUGGUGGUGGCUUCUUCAUUGAGGAAAAUGAAAACCCUGGCAAUGAGAUCACAGACGAUGACAUGGAUGCUGCUAUGAAAUUGGUAACAGAACCAGCACCAUUGUUUGAAGAGGACAGACCAUUUUGUUUGGAAUGUGAUCAACCGUUCAACAAUUCAUUUCUCUUUCACAACUUUGACCAUCCAGUAUGUGAUCAGUGCAGAGAUAAUGAUGACAAGCAUGCACUCAUCACAAAGACAGAUGCUAAGAGUGAGUACUUGUUGAAGGAUGUAGAUUUGGAGAAGAGGGAGCCGCCUCUGAAGUUUAUUGUGAGAAAAAACCCUCACAAUUCACGAUGGGGUGACAUGAAGUUGUACCUGAAAUCUCAGAUUGAGAAACGUGCUCUUGAGGUGUGGGGCUCAGAAGAGGCCAUAGAAGAGGCCAUGGAAAAGAAGGAAGAACAGAGAGAAAUAAGUAAACAAAGGAAGUACAACAAGAAGAUGAAAGAACUGAGAAUGAACGUAAGAAGCAGCUUAUACACCCGAGCAACCAAAACGCACGAACAUGAAUAUGGUGAAGAAGUCUACCUCCCUGACGAAGAUGAAUAUUCUCGGACUUGUAAAACUUGUGGCCACAGUUAUACCUAUGAUAAGAUGUAGUAGCAGCUAUGUGGGAAAAAUGUGCAUAUACUCAUUAGGUUAUUAUCAGGGACUAUUUAUAUAUUUAUUUUCUUAAUGCCUUGAGUUUUUUGUGAGCUGGGCAACAUUUUGGCAUUUGAGCUUUUGUAUUUAACUGAUGGAAAAAAAUAAAAACAUUAAUAGCUGAGAUUUUGAAGAUUGUUCUGUGUAUUAAGUGAAGUCUUGGUGUACUAGUAAUCCCUUAUAUAGUGUGUACUGCCUAAAUAUAAUUACUAUGUGGCCCU
Penaeus indicus is the source of this 1491-nucleotide messenger RNA. RefSeq names its product DNA repair protein complementing XP-A cells-like (gene Xpac). The coding region runs from base 71 to 1228 and encodes 385 amino acids. Gene Ontology annotation, molecular function: damaged DNA binding. The transcript is spliced from 7 exons. Gene Ontology annotation, biological process: base-excision repair; nucleotide-excision repair, DNA damage recognition; nucleotide-excision repair involved in interstrand cross-link repair. Gene Ontology annotation, cellular component: nucleotide-excision repair factor 1 complex. Lineage: Eukaryota; Metazoa; Arthropoda; Malacostraca; Decapoda; Penaeidae. The record is from RefSeq and is a predicted model, not a curated record.